GCUCGCGCCGCCCGCGCUGCCGCCUGCGCGCCGCCGCCGCCUGCAGGUCCCACACCCUGUGGACCCAUGGCUGGUUUUUCCAGUUUGUUCCCCAAGAGCAAUUUACAUAUUUCUCUGAAGAACCUCCAGAAGCUAAGCACACCGUCUUUGGACAUAGACGCAGGAGAGGCCCACGGUUGUGUCUCAAAACUUGGGGCUGGGGAUGGCCACAGGGGACAGGCGAAACCAGAGGCUGCCCCAGGUCACCGAGCCAACCGCACAGGGGGAGCCCCACGUGCCCACGGGCCGGGAGCUGACCGAGGCCAACCGCUUCGCCUAUGCCGCGCUCUGCGGCAUCUCCCUGUCUCAGCUCUUUCCAGAACCCGAGCAAAGCUCCUUCUGCACAGAGUUCGUAGCCAGCCUGGUGAAGUGGCUGGAGUUGUCCGAAGCCGUCCUGCCCACCAUGACUGCCUUUGCCAGCGGCCUGGGAGGUGAAGGGGCAGACAUGUUUGCCCAGACCUUGUCGAAGGACCCCGUCCUGAAGGGCAACCCGUCUCUGAUCACCCAGGACCUCCUGAGCUUCUCCCUCCGGGAUGGGUGCUAUGAUGCCCGGGCCAGAGUCCUCGUACGUCACCUGAGCUCCCUGCUCCAGGUGCCCUUGCAGGAGCUGGAGCUCCUUGAAGAGACGUUCCUGGAGAGCCUGAAGGAAACCGGAGAGGAGGAGUCUGAGACAGCCGAGGCGUCCCGGAAGAAGAAGGAGAACCGGAGGAAGUGGAAACGCUAUCUCCUGAUAGGCCUGGCGACCGUCGGUGGCGGGACGGUGAUCGGUGUGACCGGAGGUCUGGCCGCCCCACUUGUUGCUGCCGGAGCUGCGACGAUCAUCGGCAGUGCCGGGGCUGCGGCGCUGGGCUCGGCGGCUGGCAUAGCCAUCAUGACCUCGCUGUUCGGAGCAGCUGGAGCUGGCCUCACAGGAUACAAGAUGAAGAAGCGUGUCGGGGCCAUCGAGGAGUUCACGUUCCUGCCCCUGACAGAGGGCAGGCAGCUGCACAUCACCAUCGCCAUCACCGGGUGGCUCGCAUCCGGCAAAUACCGCACCUUCAGUGCCCCGUGGGCUGCCCUGGCCCACAGCCGCGAGCAGUACUGCCUGGCCUGGGAGGCCAAGUACCUGAUGGAGCUUGGCAACGCCCUGGAGACCAUCCUCAGUGGCCUCGCCAACGUAGUGGCCCAGGAGGCCCUCAAGUACACCGUGCUGUCUGGCAUCGUGGCCGCCCUGACCUGGCCAGCCUCGCUCCUCAGUGUGGCCAAUGUCAUUGACAACCCCUGGGGGGUGUGUCUGCAUCGGUCAGCGGAAGUUGGCAAGCACCUGGCUCACAUCCUGCUCUCCCGACAGCAGGGCCGACGACCUGUCACCUUGAUUGGCUUCAGCCUGGGAGCCAGGGUCAUCUACUUCUGUCUGCAAGAGAUGGCGCAGGAGAAAGAUUGCCAGGGCAUCAUCGAGGACGUGGUCCUGCUGGGGGCGCCGGUGGAGGGAGAGGCUCGGCACUGGGAGCCUUUCCGGAAGGUGGUGUCCGGGAGGAUCGUCAAUGGCUACUGCAGGGGGGACUGGCUGCUGAGCUUCGUGUACCGCACGUCCUCCGUGCAGCUCCACGUCGCCGGCCUGCAGCCCGUGCAGCUGCAGGACAGGCGGAUGGAGAACAUAGACCUGACCUCCAUGGUCAGCGGCCACCUGGACUAUGCCAAGCAGAUGGACGACAUCCUGAAGGCCGUGGGCGUGCGCACCAGGCCGGGCUGGGGUGAGAAGGGGCUCUUGCUGGCCCCCAGCAGCCUGCCCCACUCUGCCACUGCCUCGGCCAGUGGGAUCAGCCACCAGGAUGGAAAAUCAAAGGGUCCUGAAGCUGGAGACACUCCCAGUGACCCCAGCCAAGCACCGGCGCCAGUGGGCCUGCACCAGUCUGGAGGGGACUCCCUGCCUGCUGCCGCCAGCCCCUGUAUCUGCAGCCACGGCGUGGAAAGCAACCCACUGGGCUGUCCCAACUGUGCCCAGGAGACCCAGGGGCCCUGCCCAGGGCUGCACUGACCCCGGCACACCUGAGACGCCCUCGCGGAUUGCUACAGCAGCUGUUUCUUAACCACUUGUUCCCAUCCCCCCACCCCACUGGGAGCUGUGACAGUGCAGAUUCCCGCACGUACCUUCCCUAGGUUGAAGGAAGGAACUGGAAUUGGGGGGAAGGGAGCUUUGGGAGCCAACAUUCCCUCCCGGGGGCAGCAAGGCCUGGGACCUGCGUGGUGAGCCCAGCGCAGUGCAGAGCUCCGGGCCUCCAACCCUGCCUGAGGCUCCCUGUCCAACAGGUCCCAUCGGGCGGGCCGGAGGACCAUCUGGGAGACGCCCACGCUGCCUGUCCCUGGCCUCGGGGAAGCCAGCUGUCUGUGUAUCCUCCCACUCACACUCCAGGGCUGCCACCAGCCUGGGCCCUGCUGAUGGCACCUGCAGAGCAGGGCAAGUGCAAAAGAGACAGCUUCCCCUCUCUGCUCUUAGAAGAUCCGAUCUGAUCUGCCAUGCACAGCCUGUGCACUGCACAACUACAUGAACAGCAGUCACACAGAUGCGAAUGGUACCCUCCGAAGUUGUGCGACACGGUGGCCCCAGCUAUCGGUGAAACAGAGCAUGGCGAAGAAAUGCUGGGUCAGCGCUCAAUGUGGCUGGGACCUGGGCCCGGGGACAACAGUGGGUUACACAGGAGACAGGGACAAGGAUGAUAACCACAGUGAAUCACAAUAAAGCUGUGUAUCUAGC
Lepus europaeus (European hare) is the source of this 2773-nucleotide messenger RNA. It is a transcript of the gene TMCO4, whose product is annotated as transmembrane and coiled-coil domains 4. NCBI's taxonomy places the organism in Eukaryota, Metazoa, Chordata, Mammalia, Lagomorpha, Leporidae. The coding region runs from base 203 to 2056 and encodes 617 amino acids. The record is from RefSeq and is a predicted model, not a curated record. The transcript is spliced from 15 exons.